Molecule: messenger RNA, 2438 nt
Organism: Colossoma macropomum (tambaqui)
Lineage: Eukaryota; Metazoa; Chordata; Actinopteri; Characiformes; Serrasalmidae
Gene: slc2a15a
Product: solute carrier family 2 member 15a
Exons: 12
Coding region: 187-1755 (522 amino acids)
Biological process (GO): monosaccharide transmembrane transport
Cellular component (GO): membrane
Molecular function (GO): hexose transmembrane transporter activity
Source: RefSeq, a predicted model, not a curated record
UGAGAGGACAGGCCCAGCUUCUCAGAGUCGAAACGGACUGCUCACCCGUGAAGUCUGACCACGCCUGUCGUUGUAAAGAUGAGGUCAGUUGCGACAGCAGUAGCACAGGACACACCAAGCUGAAAGGAAACCUUCAUUCAAUGUUCAUCUUUUAUUGACAAGAAACCUUUGAUUGAAAAAGUAUAAAUGGCCGAAGAAGUAUUGAUUACGUCACCGGGGAAAAUAACAUCGCACCUCACCUCAUCCCUGUUGGCAGUGGCAUUCCUCACCUCAUUUGGUAGCUCUAUGCUCUAUGGCUAUAACUUGGCAGUGGUCAACUCUCCUGCAGGGUACAUUAAGGACUUCUAUAACCGUACUGUUGUGAGUCGAAAUGGAACGGGGCUGAAUGGAGAGGCGCUGACGCUCAUGUACUCACUGACCGUGUCCGUCUUUGCCAUCGGAGGCCUGAUCGGCUCCUUGAUGGUGGGCAUGCUCGUCACAAAAUUUGGAAGGAAAGGAACCGUCGUCAACUCCACUGUGCUGGUCUUCAUAGCUGGCUCCCUGAUGGGCUUCAGCAGAAUCUGUGGCUCUCCUGAAAUGGUCAUUUUUGGCCGUUUCGUCACAGGAAUACAUUCAGGGAUCUCUCUGAGUGUGGUGCCGAUGUAUCUGGGUGAGAUUGCUCCCAAAAACCUGAGAGGCUUCCUUGGCCUCGUGCCUAGUAUUUUUAUCUGCAUUGGCGUGUUCUCUGCUCAGCUCCUGGGCCUGCAUGAACUCCUUGGAAAGGAGGAGCAUUGGCCCUUGUUCCUCUCCCUAGUGGUUGUCCCAACAUUCGUUCAGCUGAUGCUGUUGCCAUGGUUUCCAGAAAGUCCUCGUUAUUUGUUGAUUGAGAAGCAUAAUGUCCAUGCCACCAUCACAGCUCUGAAAUGGUACAGAGCCAAAUGUAACAUUCAGGCUGAGAUUGAGGAAAUGCAGGAGGAGCAGCGCUCUCUGUCCACGGUGGAGACCGUGUCUGUCUGGCAGCUGCUGCUGGACCCUACAGUCCGCUGGCAGGUCCUCUCUGUGGUCAUCAUUAACAUCGGGAUGCAGCUGUCUGGUAUUGAUGCAAUCUGGUUCUACACCAAUGACAUCUUCGAGAAUGCUGGGAUUCCGGCCCCUGAGAUCCCGUACACCACCGUAGGAACAGGGGCCAUAGAGAUCAUUGCAGGCCUCAUAGGGUGCUUCACUAUUGAGCGGCUGGGAAGAAGGCCGUUGAUCAUUGGGGGUUUUGCAGUCAUGGGAAUGUGUUGUGCUGGGAUAACAGUUUCCCUCAUACUACAGGUGCAUGUGCAAUUCAUGAAGUAUGUAAGUGUGGGCUGUGUUGUCGGCAUCAUUGCUGGGUUCUGUAUAGGACCAGCUGGUGUUCCGUUCCUGAUCACGGCCGAGCUCUUUAAGCAGUCUCACCGUCCUGCUGCGUAUACUGUGGGAGGCUCUCUGAACUGGAUGUCCAACUUCACCAUUGGCUUUAUCUUCCCUUUCUUACAGAUGUCUGCUGGAUCCUACUGCUACCUGGUGUUCAGCAGUGUGUGCUUAGCAGUAGCUAUCUAUGUGUUCUUCGUCAUUCCUGAGACAAAGAACAAGACGUUUGUGGAGAUCAGUCAGAUGUUUGCCACUAAAGAGGCAGUGGUAGAGAGCCAGGCCCUCAGUCAGCCGGAUCAGCUCAAACUGAAGAAGAUGAACGGAUAUGGAACGCUAGAAAACGGCUCACUUGAGUUCGACAGCUCCUCCUCCUGUCCCUGAUCCCAGAGAGGGAGAAUUUAAUCAUGUGCUCUGUUUCUGUUUUCAGCAGGUUCUACAUGGCUCAGUUAACUAUUUUCUGAGCCAGCGCAUACAUUAUGUGGCCAUUAUGUCACAUAUUAAUAGAACCUGUAAGAAUUUUAAGAAUAUUUAUUCAGUGGUAUAGUCUAUUCAAAUACAGAUUGUGUUUUUAUAUAUUACUUGGAGAUUUGUGAAAACACCUUGCUUGAAACCUAAUUAAUGCUGUAUUUUCUGAAGUAAUUUCUUUAACAUUGAAACAAAGGUGCAUUUGUCUUCAAUCUUUGUAAUAAAGGAUAUUGUUUGUUAGAGAAUAUAUAUGACUUAUACACAAGAUGGUUGUAUAAAGAUGAUGUAUUUUCUGUUAUAGGACUCCGGCUUAUUAGAAAAAUAGAAAUGAAGUUAUUGUAUAUGUGUCGUAUAACAGUGUACAUAGAUGCUGUAUCAGACUUUCCUCUUCUUGAUUUUAUUCUGACAGACGUUCUGAUAGAUCUUUGCACAUGAUAUUGGUCACUCUGUUGAAAUGCUGAUUUAUCUCAGUGAGAGCUGUUGUAAUGUUGCAAUACAACUUCAAGCUCAAUUUAUGACAUGGCUAUCUUUUAAUUUCAACAUUAUCCCGUUAUUUUUUUAUGUUAGUAUAUUUGUAGUCAUGCUGUCAAGACUGUCAU